Thyridium curvatum is the source of this 672-nucleotide messenger RNA. RefSeq lists its product as uncharacterized. The transcript has 4 exons. The record is from RefSeq and is a predicted model, not a curated record. NCBI's taxonomy places the organism in Eukaryota, Fungi, Ascomycota, Sordariomycetes, Thyridiales, Thyridiaceae. Bases 1 to 672 code for a protein of 223 amino acids.
AUGGACACUACUGCUGGCGAUCCGUUGACGACCAAGAGCAAAGUCCUCGAGACAGGAGCUGCACUCACUCAGGAUUUCUCUCCAAUCAAGAAUGUCUGCGCGCAUCUCAAUGCCUUCCACGCGUACGCUUCCGACCCAACAAGGUCUGUUGAAGCGAACCACUACUGCAGUCAUCUCACAGAAGAUGUCCGGCAGUGCCUCCUCUACGAUAGCCCCGAACCCAAUGCUCGUCUGCUCGGCGUCGAGUACAUGAUCACUCCCAAGCUGUACGAAACCCUCGACCAGGAUGAGCGCCGGCUCUGGCACAGCCACGUCUACGAGGUCAAGUCCGGCAUGCUCUUCAUGCCGCGGCCGACCGAGAGGAGCGGCGCACUGAGUCUGAUGCCCGAGGCCGCGUGGGAGGCAGCCGAGACUGCGGAAAUGGAGGACGUGAUCCAUCUGUACGGCAAGGUGUACCAUCUGUGGCAGGUGGACAAAGGCCACAAGAUACCCUUGGGCGAGCCCCAACUCAUGACAAGCUAUGUGGCGGAUGGGCAGCUGGACUUUGAGACCAAGGUCGCGGAUCGGGACAGGCGCUUCGGGAUCGACUACAAACGAAAGCAGGAGAUUCGACGCGGUAUUAAGGAGCCGGAGAUCCAUCCCGACGCCGAUUAUACAUGGAAAAAGGAGUAA